This is a messenger RNA of Caenorhabditis sp. 36 PRJEB53466, 3563 nucleotides long. NCBI's taxonomy places the organism in Eukaryota, Metazoa, Nematoda, Chromadorea, Rhabditida, Rhabditidae. The record is from the annotation of a GenBank genome assembly.
AUGGAAGCCUCAAUUCAACACGGAAGACUCCCCAAAGUCGGCGAGGGCAACAAUCUCAUUUCGUACGCCGCGCUGAUGAAAAUCGCCAACUACUACUUUCCGACGGAGGUUCGUUCACAAAUUCUCCAGUUUUCGAAUAAUAUCCAUUUUUAAGGGCUUCGAAAUGGCUCUCGAGAAAUCGGCUCCAAAGGCUUUGCUGCAUUUGGCCGAGUUGAACCAAAAACAGAUCUGUAAAGAAAUUUUGGCAAAGACGAGAUAUGGUUCAAGUGAGUUUGAACGGCGGGAAACGAGAACGUCAAUUGAUUGAAAACAAUUUCAGGACAGUACGGAAGUGCGGAGGAAUUGGAAGAAGCGUUGAUGAAGUUCGGAGCCUUCACGGGCGCCGAUAAGGUGUUCGAUGUGACCCCCGGGGAACCAUUCUACGUACGUUUUCAAUUCCAAGGCGACCAUUUUAUCAGCAACUUUCAGAUUCAUCCAACAAUUUACAAAGGCCAGAUGGACAAGAUGUACAUUUGCAAAAUGGACCUGUUCACAUUGCUCAAAAAAUGGGUUUUUGAUAAUCAUGACGAGAUGGUAAGUAGAACAAAAAGACGACAGACUUAAAGUGCUAAUUAUUGCAGAGUAUCACAUUCAUCCGAUGCUCGUUCAUGCUCUUCAUUCGAAUGAAAGAAGAGAUGCUGGCCACGUAUGCCGAGUACGUGCCCCUCGAUCACACGAAUGUUGUGAACCUGGGAACGGAUUUGGAUAAUAUCAUGGAAACGGUGAGAACUGUGAGAGAGCAGUCAAACAAGGACCGGGAAGUUGUGUUCCCCGUCGAUACAGUCGAUGACGUUCUCGGUCAAUGGAGGAAGCUGUUCCCAAAAUGCCAUCCGCACGAUUACCAUUUCAUCUCGGAACUGCUCGCCCACUGCUAUCAUUCUGUGUAUCCAUUCAACGCGGAAGCCUUCACGGAGAGUUAUCAAUACUCGUCGGAUCUGUUUGAGAGCAUCGAGAGACUCAUUCAGAAGCGACAGGAAUUGUUCUUCCCAAUGGCCCUUCAGGUACUAAUCCUGAUUGAGAAUCGACUGUUCAUUUCAGUAAACUUUCAGACGAAAAAGGAACUGCCGCCAACGCUGAGAGUGUUCGACGACAACGGACGAAAGUUUGUGAUGACUUCAGAGGCGAUCAACCUUUUCUCAGUCGUGAAAGGAGUGCCGACUUUAAAGAGUCACGAUCUAACGAUUAUGGAAGUCGACGAGCCGUUCCUCGCGAGUAUUCCCAAAACCAAUGUGAGUGAAAAUGAGACUUCAAAUCAUAAUCCAUCUCGUUUCAGAUCAUUGUCACACAAAUCAAAAGAGUCAAGAACGCGGCGGUGCCGGUGAUGUCUUCUUCCGGCGACGCGUGCAUCCUGGCGACGGAUGCUCUGUUCGAAUUGCUGCAAGAGAUCAUCACAGGAUUCAAAAUGUUCCAGAAGAUUAAGAGGAACGAGUGGCACGUUGUCAAGACCGUGUUCAACAAACUCGGAAGGAUCUCUUUCCUACACAGUCUGGUUAGUUUACCUCUGAUUUGUCCAAAUUGUAUAUUGAAUGUUACAGCCGGGCGCUUACUUCUUCAAUCUGAAAGAGAAUACCAGGACGAGGAGUUUGGUGUUCGAGCAUUUCUCCAAAUUCGACGACCGUUUUGUGGAAGACAUCAUGGACGUCGGGUUGAAUGGCUUCUCGGCGCAGGACCUCGCCGACGAACUCGGCCGACUUGGACUGGUCAAGAUUUUUCCGGAGAUCAAAGACUACGUCCGCGUCGCCUACAAUCGGGUCGUGAAGUGCAGAAAAACAAAGUUUCUCCGUUCAUGCGAUCUCUACGACGCUUUGGAGCACUGCCAACUCCUAUGCUUCUUCAACCGAUUCCCAAAUGUAAGUAAUUGGUUUCAAGUAAUUAAUUUCAAACCCUGAAAUUCUUUCAGUUUGUCAAGUUUCUGCACAACCAAAAGUCGUGCAAACGGCUCGAAGGUCUACACUGUCAGUUUUGCGAUGAACCCAAGCCACGUUUCGACCCCGUUCGGGAAGUGAAGGCCGUGGCGAAGAAGACGGAGAAACGAGUUACGAGGCGGAAUGAAGAAGAUCGAACCGUCCUGAAAGCCAAGAGAACAAUGAACAAACCGGUGAAAGUGGAGCAGCCGGCACCUGAAGCCGUCAAACAAACUGACGAGACAGAGAGGAGACUGAAAGAAGAAGAAGAAGAUCCGAGAGAAGUGAAGCAGCCGGCAUUGGAAGCAACAGAAGAAACAGUUGAAAAAGAAAACGAUCCUCCUGCAACCAUCCCGAAGGCGGCAAAGAAAGAAGACAAAAAGAAGAAGGGGCACAGGAAGAUGACUCCGGAAAAAGUACUCUCGCCUCCGAACAGCUCUCAACAACCCGAAUCGAAGGUGUGCGAGAAGUGUGUGAGAACGAGUGAUCGGUGUGAGAAAGUGAAGGAAAGGCUGAAGAAAUCGGAGAAGAACAACGAGGAAUUGAAGACGGCACUGCGGAAAACGGAGAGAGAACUACAGGAAAAGGAUCGGAAGCUGGAAGAGAUGGAGAAGAAGAUGCGGGAGAUGGAAGAGUGAGUUCGAGCAUACAUUCAGUCACUGAUUUGCUAUCUUUUUCAGGAAACUCGCCGCCCAGACUGAGAUGGUGCAGGAAGCGGAAAAGCUGAAAGGAGCGAUGGAGCAGAUGAAAGUGACGAACGUUCAACAGCUGCAGAAGAAGAUGAAGAGGCAAGAGGAGAAAAUAGAAAUGUAAGGAAUGGUGUUUCGAUUCCAGAUGAUAAUUUCCAGUUUUCAGGCUGAACUUAGAGACUACGGCGUUCUCGAUUAAGUGUUUGAAGAAUCAACAGUUGAUCGAUCGGCUUCUGGCUGAAAGAGAUGCCACUUCUGAAUCCCCGAAGGGACCAGAGCUGACGGAAGAGAUGAAGGAGAUGCUGCACGAAUUGGAAGAGAAAAUGGCCGAGUUGAAGGAGACGGAUCCAGUUGGCAAAGUCAAUGAGCAAUGCGAACUGUAAGUGUUUAUGCAGGCUUUUCGAGUAACCCUCCAUUUCUUGCAGACUGGAAUCAUUGGCCGAAGAAGAUGAUGCAUUGAAACAGCUGGCCUCCGAGGAACUCAAAACGUUCAAAGAGAGACAAGAAGAUUAUGAGAGAACCCUUCAGGAAAACAUUAAAAGGAUCAAGGUGAGUAUACAAUAAGUGAGUAAAAGUUAUCAAUAUUUACGUUUAGGAAACAAAAAACAUCGCCCGAGAUCAGCUGCUUGAGCUCCCGGAGUUCCCGACGCUUUCCGCCAAGUUCACGAAAGCGUAUGAGAAAGCCAUGUACGAAACGAAUCUGGAGGAGUGCCCGGUCUGUUUGGAAAGGAUGGACCCGGCCACGAUGCGAUUGGUGAAGUGCACGAGCUGCAGGAUGACAUUCCAGGAAGACGUAAGUGUGAAACUCAAUGAGCAGUUAAUAUUGUCUCGUUUUCAGUGCGUCGAAAUGUGGCAUCAAAGCAAGGGCGAGACCUGCCCUCACUGCCGCGGAUCUAUCCUCGAUUUCGUGCAACUUCCACUAACUGGAUAA